AUGAUUGUUUUCGUGUUCGGUGCUGCUCUCUUUGUGUUUGGAUUGAUGAUUCGACUUUAUCAGGUGCUUCCGAAUAGAAUCAAAUAUUCAAACAAACAUUUAAAGAAAGAAUUGAGUAAUAAUACAAGUAUUAAUAACAGUGCAGAUUCAUCACGAUCGUCAUCACGAAAAAUUAAAACUCUUGUCGUACUCGGAUCAGGUGGCCAUACUGGAGAAAUUAUGGACAUGAUUCAGUCACUGGAUCCCAACAAGUAUUCUUUUGAAUUUGUGUUGGCUCAAACUGACAAGGGAAGUGAAAAAUCAGUUCGAUAUUUGUUAAAAGAUAAACCACUGUUUCAUCCUCUCUCGUUUCAUAGAAUUCCAAGAAGUCGAGAAGUUCAUCAAUCAUAUUUUACAUCAAUAUUUACAACCAUUAAGGCAUUGCUGUACACUACAUUUAUUACAAACAUUACCAUUAAUCCAGAUCUGAUCAUUGUAAAUGGCCCAGGAACAUGUAUACCAGUAUGCCUAUCUGCUUACCUCACUCGAUUUUUGGGUAUUAAGCGAGUGAAAAUUAUUUUCGUUGAGAGUGUGUGUCGAGUGGAAUCUCUUUCUGUUUCAGGUAAAAUCAUGUAUUUAUUGGCUGAUCGAUUUCUUGUGCACUGGCCUCAACUUCAAAACAAAUAUUCAAAGGUCGAAUAUUAUGGACGCCUGUGCUACUAG
Naegleria lovaniensis is the source of this 702-nucleotide messenger RNA. RefSeq lists its product as uncharacterized. Gene Ontology annotation, biological process: dolichol-linked oligosaccharide biosynthetic process. The record is from RefSeq and is a predicted model, not a curated record. The transcript is spliced from 3 exons. Gene Ontology annotation, cellular component: UDP-N-acetylglucosamine transferase complex. NCBI's taxonomy places the organism in Eukaryota, Heterolobosea, Eutetramitea, Acrasida, Naegleriidae. Bases 1 to 702 code for a protein of 233 amino acids.